Anisakis simplex (herring worm) is the source of this 219-nucleotide messenger RNA. The record is from the annotation of a GenBank genome assembly. Lineage: Eukaryota; Metazoa; Nematoda; Chromadorea; Rhabditida; Anisakidae.
UAUCUUCUCGUUGAAUUAGAAUAUGAGGUCGGUAACUAUGCCUUUGCGUUUGCUUACAAUUCGGAAAAUUUGAAAAUGUUUUAUGAAACGGAUAGCUACGGAUUUGACUUGGGAUCUGGAUAUUUUUGUGGUAAAGGUGGGCAGAAACCUGGCGAUCCCACUAGAAUCAGGCAUGAUUUGUUUGAUAUGGAUUUGAAUCACGUUGUGAAAGCUUAUUGA